This is a messenger RNA of Stylophora pistillata, 410 nucleotides long. Its product is annotated as ATP synthase subunits region ORF 4-like. Lineage: Eukaryota; Metazoa; Cnidaria; Anthozoa; Scleractinia; Pocilloporidae. The record is from RefSeq and is a predicted model, not a curated record.
AUGUGGGUCGAUGCAAGAACCUUACAUGAGUUUUAUACCUCUCCUUUAGGCAAAAAUGUGAGUCACCUUAUUUCUGACCAGCUUCAGAAAAUUUGGCAUAACCUCUCUGGGAAAAGAGUUUUAGGCAUUGGAUACGCCCUGCCCUAUCUUGAAGAUUUCAAAGGAAAAGCAGAGCGGCGAAUUGCUCUUUUUCCAGGAAAUCUAGGCGCUAUCCACUGGCAUGCAGAAGGAAACAAAAACCGUUCUGCUCUUACUGAAGAAGCACAUUUUCCUUUAACCGACAACAGCAUCGACUGCAUCUUAAUUGUACACGCUUUAGAAUACACGCAUAUACCGCCUGUUGAGUUCCUUAAAAACAUCUGGCGCAUUCUCACUGGCUCUGGAAAGUUGAUUAUCGUUGUCCCCAAUCG